GCGUUGAGGUUCUCAUGGUUUCUCCACGCUCCCUCCAGCAUCGCUCGAGCGCUCGAGCGCGUGCCAUCGCGGUGCUGCUUUGCGGGGAGCAAUGGAACACUUGGCAGUUUCACGUGUGCUUGGUUCCGAGCGUUGGUCAUUUCUUAACGUAUCUGUUUAUUAUCAGUUGAAAUGUGCAGCAUUAUGACUUUAUUUCUCGUUGUAAGCGGCGCAUUCGCGAUGACCACGGCGCAGAGAAAAGUCCGCUUCGAAAACUGCACAGAGGGUGGCGAGGCCAUCCGGUCCUUGGUGGUCACCCCGUGCAGCAGCGACCCGUGCGUCGUUCCGGUUGGCUCCGGCAUCAACAUCUCCUUCGAACUGCUCUCGAACCAAGACAGCAUCAACUUGCGCUUGGAUCCCCGUGUACAGCUGCUUGGCAUGGAGCUGCCCAUCUUAGGUGUCGAGAGGGAUGCCUGCAAGCUCACGACUACUGCAUGCCCAGUCUCCGAGGGCCAGCUCAUCCAAGGCACAGUUCCAGUGCACGUGAACAGCUUUGUGCCACCGGUCUCGGCAGUGACAAUUUGGCGGGUGCAUGGUGACAAGGGCCUCAUGGCAUGCGGCACUACCACCGUGACUGUCUCCAGAACUUGACUCUCUCGUGGUGCAUAUUUGACUGUGCACGGACACACGAGAUAAUGCCAUGCGCUGGAUAGUAUUUUUUAAGUGAAGGUGUAUAUAAUAAGGUUGUACAGUAAAGGUAAUUAUUCAUCUACAA
Dermacentor andersoni is the source of this 754-nucleotide messenger RNA. Its product is annotated as mite group 2 allergen-like Ixo r 2. The record is from RefSeq and is a predicted model, not a curated record. NCBI's taxonomy places the organism in Eukaryota, Metazoa, Arthropoda, Arachnida, Ixodida, Ixodidae.